AUGACUACCAUCCCAGAGGACGGUGCUGGCAAAACAAAGCAACCCUACCUUUUCAACUCUACUCAGCAGCCAAACAUGUCAAUUGAACCAACCACCGCCAGAACCUGCUUGGACAAGCUCCAAGGCAUGGAAACCAAAUCCUCUGAGAGCAAAAGACAGCUGAUGCAAUCGAUCGCGGAUGACAUCUGCGCCACGUUCAUGAAAAUCUCCGAGUACGCCGGGGCCGGCACGCUGCGUGCCAGCCACACGGAGCCGAUCGACAACGUGGUUCGGGUCAUCCGUGACACGGACGUGUCGUUCCGGCGCUCCCUGGAGCAGCGGGUGCGGCGUCUGCGCAAGGAGAAGCGAUGGCUGCGCAGAGAGUAUCGGAAGGUGGUUCGCAGUACGGAGACGCUGUCGCGUACGUACAAGGAACGGAUUCUGGUGAUGAGGCAUAGACUACAUUUUUCGCAGAAAAACCUGGUCGAUUUGCGGGCUGAGCAUGAGCUGUUGCGGGCAUGGUCUCAGAAUAGAGGCCAGCAGGAUCAGGGAAGAGAUCUCAAGGGGGUGGAAAAGGCUGGAGAUGACAAGAAAUCACAGUCGGGCGUGGAUGGUGAGAACCCGAGCUUGCAAUAA
This is a messenger RNA of Penicillium alfredii, 615 nucleotides long. RefSeq lists its product as uncharacterized. The coding region runs from base 1 to 615 and encodes 204 amino acids. The transcript has a single exon. NCBI's taxonomy places the organism in Eukaryota, Fungi, Ascomycota, Eurotiomycetes, Eurotiales, Aspergillaceae. The record is from RefSeq and is a predicted model, not a curated record.